This is a messenger RNA of Meleagris gallopavo (turkey), 6874 nucleotides long. RefSeq names its product kinesin family member 11 (gene KIF11). Gene Ontology annotation, cellular component: nucleus; mitotic spindle; spindle microtubule. NCBI's taxonomy places the organism in Eukaryota, Metazoa, Chordata, Aves, Galliformes, Phasianidae. Gene Ontology annotation, biological process: spindle elongation; mitotic spindle assembly; microtubule-based movement. The record is from RefSeq and is a predicted model, not a curated record. Gene Ontology annotation, molecular function: ATP binding; plus-end-directed microtubule motor activity; microtubule binding.
UUGAAAGUAAGUCCCAUGGUGCCCCGCGGGCGCCCGCUGAUUGGUCGGGCGGCAGCGCCGCGCGGUUCGAAGGUGGCGGCGGCGGGCGCUCGCAGGCGUUGGGUUGGGUCCGAGUCUCGGCUUCAGCCUGAGUCGCGCCCGUGCAGCGCGGCCGGUGCUUCUACUGUCGUCCUCGGCCCGCUCGCGUCCGGGUGUGCCAUGGCCUCCCUCAGCUUCCAGAGCGGCGGCGGCUCGAAGAAGGAGAAGGAGGAGAAGGGCAAGAACAUCCAGGUGGUGGUGCGCUGCAGGCCUUUUAAUGCCUCGGAACGUAAAGCAAACUCCUAUGCUGUUGUAGACUGUGAUCAAGCGCGAAAAGAAGUUAGCGUUCGCACUGGAGGAGUCACAGACAAGAUGUUAAAAAAGACUUACACGUUUGAUAUGGUUUUUGGAGCUCAGGCAAAGCAGAUUGAUGUAUACCGGAGUGUUGUGUGUCCCAUUUUGGAUGAAGUUAUCAUGGGCUAUAACUGUACAGUGUUUGCCUAUGGCCAAACUGGUACUGGUAAGACUUUCACGAUGGAAGGGGAACGGUCACCCAACGAGGAGUACACUUGGGAAGAGGAUCCAUUAGCAGGUAUAAUACCUCGUACAUUGCAUCAAAUAUUUGAAAAACUCACAGAGAAUGGCACUGAAUUUUCAGUGAAAGUCUCUCUUUUGGAAAUAUAUAAUGAGGAGCUUUUUGAUCUUCUGAAUCCUGCUCCUGAUGUUGGAGAAAGACUGCAGAUGUUUGAUGACCCCCGAAACAAGAGAGGUGUAAUUAUUAAAGGUUUAGAGGAGGUAACUGUACACAACAAAAAUGAAGUCUAUCAGAUCCUGGAAAGGGGUGCAGCAAAGAGAACAACUGCAGCUACUUACAUGAAUGCAUAUUCCAGCCGUUCGCACUCCGUAUUUUCAAUUACUAUCCAUAUGAAAGAAACCACAGUAGAUGGAGAAGAACUUGUUAAAAUUGGGAAGCUAAACUUGGUUGAUCUUGCAGGAAGUGAGAACAUUGGUCGAUCUGGGGCAGUUGACAAAAGAGCUCGUGAAGCUGGAAAUAUCAAUCAGUCUCUCCUGACUCUGGGAAGAGUUAUUUCUGCUCUAGUAGAAAGAGCCCCACAUAUCCCAUACAGGGAAUCUAAACUCACAAGAAUCCUUCAAGAUUCUCUUGGAGGACGAACAAAAACAUCAAUAAUUGCCACAGUUUCUCCUGCAUCUAUAAAUCUUGAGGAAACACUGAGUACACUAGAAUAUGCCCACAGGGCAAAGAACAUAUUGAACAAGCCUGAAGUUAACCAGAAGCUGACCAAAAAAGCUCUUAUUAAGGAAUAUACUGAAGAGAUUGAGCGUCUGAAACGAGACCUUGCUGCUACACGUGAGAAAAAUGGCGUCUAUAUUUCCCUUGAAAAUUUUGAAGCCCUGAAUGGAAAGCUGACGGUUCAGGAAGAACAAAUUGCAGAGUAUAUUGACAAAAUCACUGUCAUGGAGGAAGAGAUGAAAAGAGUAACUGAACUGUUCACAGUUAAUAAAAACGAACUUGAGCAGUGUAAAACAGAUCUAGAAAUCAAGGAGAAGGAACUGGAAGAAACACAGAAAGAUCUGCAAGAAACCAAAGUUCAUCUGGCUGAAGAAGAAUAUGUGGUUUCAGUUUUGGAAAAUGCUGAACAAAAACUUCAUGGCACAGCUAGCAAGUUGCUUAAUACAGUUGAAGAAACCACAAAAGAUGUAUCUGGUCUCCACGCAAAACUGGACCGUAAGAAGGCUGUUGAUCAGCAUAAUGCUGUUGUCCAAAAUACAUUUGCACAACAAAUGACUGAUUUGUUCAACAAAAUACAAAAUUCAGUUAAUGAGAACAGUGUGAAGCAGCAACAGAUGUUGAUGUCUUACACGCAUUUUAUAGGUGACAUCUUGUCUACCAGUUCUUCAGCAGCUAAUAUUCUUACAUCAGUUGUAUCAGCAUCUUUUGCCUCUCUUAAGGAAUUGGUGUCCACAGAAGUUUCCUGCAUGUCUGAAAAAGUAUUACAACACGAGAAUCUGUCACUCGAUCAUAAAGCUGAGCUACUGAGAUUAAUUGAGGAGCAUGCGUCAGGAUUAGGAAGCGCAUUAAAUAGCUUGACACCAAUGGUAGAAUUUGUCCUGGGCCUAAACUGUCAGUUUCAGACUAACAUGAGAAAAUAUUCAGCUGUGGCUGAUAAGAUGGAAGGUCAUAAAAAAGAAAUGGAUACCCUCUUUGAAGAUCUUUCUCUUACUUUGAAAAAAUUACAGGAAGAAACAGCUAAUGUUCUUGCUCAGCUUCAGAAUGAUUGUGAAAAUUUAAGAGAAGAAGUGGAAAUGACAAGACUAGCACAUACAAAGAGUGCAGCUGAGUUAAUGUCCUCACUACAAAGACAGCUUGACCUGUUUGCUCAAGAGACUCAGAAGAACUUAGCUGAUGUACUGGCAAAAAAUGGAAGCUUGAAGACCACCAUCACUGCUGUGCAAGAAAAUGUUCACCUGAAAACUACAGACCUAGUCAGCAGUACAGCUUCUAAUCACAGCAGAUUUCUUGCAUCUAUGGAUAAUUUUUCUAAGGAGCUCAGGAUUAUAAAUGGUGAAAACAAGAGGAUGCUGGAAGAUUCCACUGACCACUGUCAGCAACUUCUCAUCAAUCUCAGAAAUGUGUCUCAGGAUGCUGAUAAAUGUGCUGAACUUACAAUUGCUCAGAUAGCCAGCUUUACCGAUCAGCAGCUAUCGUCCUUCAGGGAUGAAAAACAACAGUUUAUGUGUUUUCAAAAGAAAAACAGAGAAAACUGUGAUAAAGCAAUAGCUGAAAUUGCCGACCAAAUUGAUACUCAGAAAAGUGCUGAGGAGAAGGUACUAAAUAUCCUUCUUGAUCAAAUGAAAGUUGAUCAGGGGGUACUUCUAGAACAGAAGCUGAAACUUAAUGAAGAAGCACAGCAUGGACUGGCGCAGGUUAAUGGUUUCCUGAAAGAAGAUCUUAAAGUGGAUAUUCCAACAGGGACAACUCCACAGAGAAGAGACUACUCUUAUCCAGUCACACUGGUGAAAACAGAACCCAGGGAACUUCUACUGGAACAACUGAGGCAAAAGCAAUUAACGCUUGAUGCUAUGCUAAACAGUGUGAUACAGGAAGUGGAGGGGAAUGCAGAUGAGGACCUGCUGGGAGAGGAGGAAGGGAUGCAAGAAUCCAGUGAAAGCCUUGGUGAUGACAAGUACUUAGUGGAUAUAAACAUAAGCUGUCACGCAAAUGGGGGCAUUCCCUUUUUCCAGCACAAAAGAAGUCACAAAAAAGAUAAAGAGAACAAAGCUGCAGCGAUGUUGGAGAAAAACAAAACUGAAGAUAUGACAGAACAGCUACUUCCUAAAUCUAAACUACCCUUAAGAUCAGUGAACUAAGAUAUACAUACAUAUAUACUGCAGAUUCUUAUAAAAUACUUUUGGUUAUCUACUGAGCCAUAAGUUCUCUUGCUUGUUCUGUCUCUGUAUAUAGUGAUAUAUUGAUGCAACAUUGGAUCAAAACUUGACGCGAUAUGUCCUGCCUUUGUUUUGUUUUUAUAUAUGAUGGCUUGCAAAGUAUUAACAGUUUUAAUUAAAAAAAAAAAGAAAGCAAACAAAAAACAAUCUGCGGGUUAUGGUGCUGUAUGUUAAGCGACAUAUUUUUUUUAUCUUGUCAAGUAAUAGAUUACUUUCUGCUUCUUAGUAGAUUUGUAGUAGCAGGAAGGGAUAUGGAAUAAUGCUGUGUGGGUUUUUUUUUUUUUGUAAAUAUGUGAUCUGUUUCUGUACCUGCCUUACUCUGAUUCCUGUUACUAUGAAGUAGAUAGUUGUCUUUAGGAUACUUUUAAAUAAAUCAGUUGAUACAAGGAGUACAGAUGUUUACGCAUAUGUGGUUUCAGUCUUAAACUUGAUAACAUAGCUAAAGUAUUAUCUCUGCAAAAUAGAUUCCCUGGACACCAUUCAGACAAAUGCUGAUAGAUAAAGAUCAGUAAUCUUGAUUAUGCCCUUGCACUGUGAUUCUCUUAGCUAAACCACCAGGUGGACUGAUUUUCUAUAUUUCUGUACCACUUCUUACCUGUUACUUUCUCUUCAUGGGCAAAGCUAAUUGCUUUUCUUUAGCAACGGAUAGCAGGAGACAAAAGCUUCCCUUCCAAAUGAGCAAGGCAGCAAAUUUAUUAUUUUUUAUUUUUAUUGUCUUAGUACUUAGCUUAUAUGCCAGAUCUUUCCAUUAUAUGAAGUUUGAAACCCUAAAAGGGGUUUUGAAAUCCUGUUUUGUUUGCGGAAAUAUUCUAUUGAACUGGUAGGUAUAUUGUGAAAUUCUGACAACAGAAACAUCAUGGGCGUAAGAAUUUUCCAAGGCUUGGCAUCUAGGUUAUUGUACCGCAUUCUUUAGCACUGACAAGACUUUUGUUAGUGUGAUCUAUCCAUUUCCUAACUAAAAGCCACUUCUGCAAGUCUUUCACCCUCAAUUUUCCAUAUAGAGUUCACACACUUAUUUAACCUUUUUGAAACUACCCUUGUCCAUAGCUGUUUGAUUUGCCCUGGUGCGGACGCAGAUUGCUUUUCUCAUAUUGAGAACUUUUAACAGAUGUAUGAAUCUUUGGGACUGCUUGCUUUCUCUUUUCAGAGAGCUGUUUUCUUAUAUUUGCAAUAAUAUUACGGCAGAUCAUUGUUUCUUUCAUUGGGCCUGGUGCCUAGUGGUCACACCGAAAAGCUGAAUGGGAUGAAAAAUUCGAGUACAGAGCCUCUCUCUGCUUCCUUGCCAUGGGCUCUUCUCCCACUAGGUGGCUCUAACGCUGAAGUGUUCAUCUAAACCUCCAGCACCAAUUGCUAACCAGGAUUUAGGAGCAGGCAUUUUACCGAGGCUUUAGUUGGACAUCUGUUACAAGAGCAGGUUUAAAAACUAAUAAUUUUAUGCUUCUGCUAGAAUAAUCCUAUAUUCAAAUUGGGGUGAGGGCUUGUUUAAUAAAGGUGCUGCACUUUAAGAGAGAUAUUCAGACCUGUGUGGCUUGAGCUUUGGUGCAGGAUAAAUAGGUGCUUGUAGUAAUUAAAUGCUGAGAUCUCUGUUGUGUGCGCAUUCCCUAAAGUAGAAAGCAAAACCUACUUCUUUAGCUGUAAGAAACACCUCUUAACUUUGCUCACAGGGCUAAAUGGAUACAUAGGUUUAACCCGAAGAGAGGAAAUUGGUGUGAUGUAGGGUAGUUUACAGAAUGGUAUCAAUUUGGCUUGUUAGAAAGUAUCGUUCGUAAGAAGUGUGGAAGCUGUUUCCACAGAACAAGUAGCAAGGUCAUACCCUGACUGAGUUAGUUGUGCUGAGCUGGAGGUGGAGUUGUGGUGUGACUGGGAUUGUAUGUACAGCCAUGUUCUAAUUAACCAGGCGAUUUUUCUGUCUGAUUCCAGAUUAGCAGCCAGGUGGGGAAGCUCUUGAAUUAACAUCAGAAAAAAGAAAAAAAAAAAAAACUAGGAAAUAUGUACAAUGAAUGGUAAAAUGAACAGGGGAAAAAGAAGAGCUUAAGCACAUGUGAUAUGGUAGAAUGUGGAGAGACUGAUAAAAAGACAAUAGGAAACAAUAAUCAGAGCCACCAGCUUUCUCUUCAAUUAAAAGUGAACAAUGAAGAGACAGUGGAGGAAAGGAAAUUUUUCUGCUUCCGAGCUGACAGCUGUUGUAUCAGAAGCAGUUGUGUGGGACUAGAGAGGAGUGAGAAGCUACAUAGUUGUUAGACUCUACCUUUCUUUGUUCUGUUAGACAUCAGUCACCCUUGUAACCGUAUGUUAAAUGAGCAGAGGAAACAAGAGAGCCUAGAACUCUUCUAUCACCUAGAACUCUUCAGGUGAUAAAAGAAAAUCUAAAUGUAGAAGGAAAUGGAAAAAUAUAAAAAGGCUAAAAUUCCUUCUCCAUCAUAAAGCAUUUGAAGGGGAAAAAAUGAGCUCUAAUCUUUUAGAACAUUAAAAAUGGGGGGAAAAUAUAUAGUUGCUAAAUAUAUACUUCUUAAAUGACUGUUUAUAGCCAUUUGACUACUAUUUUUUCUUUUCUUGUUAGAAACUACUUUUUAUGGUAGAGUACUAUGCUCUAUAAGCUACAUGCCCACACACAUAGUCGCUUUAUGAACUUAAAUAACAAUAAAUCAUUCCAGGUUUUGUGUUAGUAGGGUUUAUACGGUGCACUAUUACAGGUGGGGUGUAGACCACCUAGCAAAGUAGGCUGCUCUUGAAGGUUGAACCCAAACUCAAUUCACAGCAGUACUGCUAUGCUCAUUCUUAAAAAUGUUAAAAACUCACAACUCAAUAGGAACACAGGGCAGCUAAGCGAAUGUUUAGAUCUCUGUGUUCACAAUACAUCUGAAAUCAGCUUUGGUUCCUAUAAGGCAUGCCUGCAAGAAUGAGGGCGCUUUAUUACUGUGUGUGUGCCCUUCAGACAUGUUAAAAAGGAGCAAAUGCUCGAUUCCAUGUUCUCUCUUCAGGGAAAAAGCUUGAAAUGAACUGCCAUUUUUAUAAGGGGUCUGAACAAUAUUUAUCAUGCUUAUUCUGUUUCAAAAACUGUCCUAUCAGAUGUAGAGUGAUGUGCAAAACUAUAUGAAAAUACUCAGCUUUUAGAUGGCGUAAAAUUAGAUUUUGUAAAGUAACGGGGAUUAACUGGAGUGUGCUGUUGCUGUUUUUUUCUCUCUCCAGAAUAUUAAACUUACAUAAAUGUUUCCUUGGCUUUAUUAGUUACACUUGAAAUACUCCGGGGACUCUUGGCCUGUUAUAACCCAACACUGUAAUUCAAUGAGUGAGGCGCAGUGACUGAAAUGCUGAACUUGACAAGUAUACUUUAUUUUUUUUAAUUACCAAAAUGUAAGACUGAAAUAAACAGUUGAUGUAAAAUACA